UCAGUCAGAGUUUGUAACAGAGCGGUCGUGAAUCAACAACAUGAGUUUGACCAAUGUAUUGUUUGUGUUGCUGUUGAGCGGCUUCACUUUGGCCCAGGAUGAUGGUAACGCCAAUGAAACACUGUCAUGCGAUCCUGACAGGGGGGAUCUCCUGAGAGAGUUUGGUGCUAUGAGAGAAACAUUUGGAGCUAUGGAAACCAGGCUGAAGGAGAGUGAAACCCAGAUUCUUGAACUGAAGAACAAAGAAAGAACCAACGUGAUAUUCAGUGCAGCAACAGGAGGAGGAGGAACUCACAUUGGACCCUUCAACACAGACAUCACUUUAAUCUACAGAACCGUGAUUACAAACAUUGGUGGAGCCUACAGUCCAUUCACAGGUGUCUUCUUUGCCCCAGUGCCAGGUGUUUAUUACUUUACCAUUUUCUUUCAUGCUGGAUUGACUCAUGGCACCAACUUACUUCUUUACAAAAACAAUCAACUAAUGCUCGCGACCAGUGAUCACGGGUCGAGCUCAGACACAGCUGAUAAUGGAGGAAACGCAGUGUUCCUGCAGCUGAAGCAAGGAGACCAGGUGUAUGUGGUUUUGGCUGAAAACUCCUAUGUUUGGGGGACUGACCAUCAUACAACCUUCAGUGGUUUUCUGGUCACUGAAAUGUGAGAAUAUGUAUCUCUGUCGCACUUUCUGCUUAGGGGUGGCUGAACAAUUCUAAGCUCCCUAAAUAUCUAACACCAUGACAUGUUCAAAUGUAAUGAAACACAUAGCUGUUGCUCAUAGAAUCAUAAAAUCAAGACUAAAAAUGUCUUCUUCAAUCAUUGCUUUAUUAAAUUCAUUAUGCUGCAAAGUUGACAGUGAAUUUCUUGUUUUCUGUUUCCUGAAUAUCUUAAUAUAUUGAGUGUUGUGCAUUUCAAUUAAAAGCUCCAUCUCAUUGCAACAACCUCUCAACUGAGAUGUCUAACCUGCCUGAUAAUGCAUCAGAGGAAGACACAUGGAGCGAGAAAUAAAGACGUGGAGAAGUUCCCAUUUAUUCAAAUGUCAAGAAGUGCUACUUUGAUACUAGCGAACCUAUUUGCAUUACAGUAUUCAAAACUCACCUGCUUUAUCUCAAACUUGCAAAGGUGGCUCGAGUUGUAUCAGAUAGAGAUUCACUGGACUCUGUCCCUUAAAGGAUCUUGGCACAUAAAGAAAUACAACAUCA
This is a messenger RNA of Trematomus bernacchii (emerald rockcod), 1196 nucleotides long. Its product is annotated as complement C1q-like protein 3. Bases 41 to 658 code for a protein of 205 amino acids. NCBI's taxonomy places the organism in Eukaryota, Metazoa, Chordata, Actinopteri, Perciformes, Nototheniidae. The transcript is spliced from 3 exons. Gene Ontology annotation, molecular function: protein binding. The record is from RefSeq and is a predicted model, not a curated record.